This is a messenger RNA of Varanus komodoensis (Komodo dragon), 2026 nucleotides long. It is a transcript of the gene CUTC, whose product is annotated as cutC copper transporter. Gene Ontology annotation, molecular function: copper ion binding. NCBI's taxonomy places the organism in Eukaryota, Metazoa, Chordata, Lepidosauria, Squamata, Varanidae. The coding region runs from base 977 to 1732 and encodes 251 amino acids. The record is from RefSeq and is a predicted model, not a curated record. The transcript has 9 exons.
AGCGGAAAUCCGGGUCACUUUAAGCCCUGGGCCGUUCCCCCUCCCGCUUUUGGUGGAGGGUAGUGCUGGAAGAUACAAGGGGUAUCUCUGUGGCUGCUCCUCCAGUAGUUAUAGACACCGCAUUUAUGCACACUGGAGAGCAGUGCUGACUAGGGGUGGAGAACGUGUGAUCUUUCAGACGUUGGAUUGCAGCUCUCAUCAGUCCUAGCUAGCAUAGGCAGUGGUGAGGGGAUGAUGGGAGUUGCAGUCCAUUAUCUGGAGGGCUUUGUUUUCCCUCGGAUCAAGAUGAAAAGAUUUGCUUGGAAGAUGCGGUUCCAGCCUUCAUGAGCUUUUUUGUAAGGCAAUCCUGUAUAUGUCGGUGCAGAAGUUAGGUACUACCAAAUUAAGUACUACACCCUCUCCCUUUACUGCCACCACCUCACACUGGAAGGCAAGCAGGCUAUCUAGAAAGCCUCAUCAGCCAGAGAAAGCAGCUGGGACAGCUUUCCAGAGACUCAACUAAAAUGUCUGGCUCCGAGAGUGUCAGGCAUUUUUGCCUGGCCAGCAGUUUGAAGAACCAUGCUGGCUAUUUCUUCAGCCAAUGUAAUCUUAAAGACCCCUUCUGCUUGCAUUUGGCUUGCAUGGAGUGGAUUUUCAAGCCUGAGGGUAGUAGCUGUUGUUGGAGCCCCACCAGCUGCUCUCUUGCUGUGGCAGAUAACUGUGACAGGAAAGCGACUGAUGAGGCUGUCACGGGCACCCGUUGGAGGAAGAGGAGGAGGAGGAGAUGAGCCAUCCUGGUGGGAGUGGUGGUAGAGCAAUGAAAUUGACCGCUCCUACAGCUUCAUGUGAGGGUGAGCCUAUUAGCACAGAAUAAAUUAGAAAGAUCCAAGGAGAACCAAAUGGUAGGAGGAGUCUGGGGAUAAGGAGUUGCAUUGGAAACUGAAGACUACUUCUGCAAUAACAUGUUUUACACCUGUUUUCCCUACAUUCACAGGGAAUGGCCAAUGGCUUUCUCAUGGAAGUAUGUGUUGACUCAGUAGAGUCUGCUGUGAAUGCAGAGAGAGGAGGUGCUGGCCGCCUUGAGUUGUGUGCCAAUUUGAUGGAAGGAGGAACUACACCUAGUAUAGGGCUUCUCCAAGUGGUGAAGCAGUGUAUACAGGUGCCUGUUUUUAUGAUGAUUCGUCCCCGUGGAGGGGACUUUCUCUAUUCGGACCGGGAAGUGGAAGUGAUGAAGGCUGACAUACGACUUGCUAAGCAACAUGGGGCUGAUGGGUUGGUGUUUGGAGCCUUGACUGAAGAUGGACGCGUGGACACAGAACUCUGUGCCGCACUGCUGGCAGCUUCUCGUCCUCUGCCAGUUACCUUCCACAGAGCUUUUGACAUGAUAUAUGACCCUCUGGCAGCCUUGGAAACACUGAUAUCAAUGGGUUUUGAACGAGUGCUGACUAGUGGCUGCGACAGCUCUGCCUUGGAGGGGUUGCCUUUGAUAAAGCGGCUGAUAGAUCAGGCUAAGGGCAGGAUUGUUGUAGUGCCAGGGGGAGGAAUAACUGAGAGGAACCUGCAGAGAAUCCUUGAAGGCUCUGGUGCUUCUGAGUUCCACUGCUCAGCACGCUCAGCCAAUGACUCAGGCAUGAAGUUCAGAAAUCCCAGUGUUACCAUGGGCGCCUAUCUCUCUACCCCUGAAUAUUCCAUCAAGGUGGCGGAUGUGGCUAAAGUGAGGACCCUGAAUGCAAUUGCAAAGAAUAUCCUGUAGAGCUGUGGGACAGGAAGACGCACUGCUCCCAAGCCAUAGGCAUAGACAUUUCUGCAACAUCCAUGCCAGCAUUUAAAGGACAUGAGUUGAUCAGAUGAAAAUGCCUCUGCUUGUUUUCCUGCUAUUCUAAAUCCUUGUCUUGCUCCACAGGGUCAUUUCCUUAAAUGUUGUGAGUGCUAUACAUCUAUGGGGAGCAAGCUAUUGGGAGGGAUGGGACUUGGCUAAAGGGGCAUUUACCACUAAGCAAUGCCCUCUGUGACCAUCACUUCUCAAAUAAAUCCCGAAGUCACUCCA